This is a messenger RNA of Lactuca virosa, 825 nucleotides long. Lineage: Eukaryota; Viridiplantae; Streptophyta; Magnoliopsida; Asterales; Asteraceae. The record is from the annotation of a GenBank genome assembly.
AUUGAAUGCAAACAAACUCUUCUCCUCUCUCAGUUUGUAUAUCUUUGUCUAAUCACCGUUUUUUUAAAGCAAGUAGUCUGAAAUGGCUGAAAGACUCACAUAUAAUCAGAUCAACGAGUUUCGUCAAGCAUUUUCCAUGAUCGAUAAGGAUUCCGAUGGGUUGAUAAGUACGGAUGAUUUGAUUGCUGUGAUUCAGACGUUGAAUGAAAAUGCUACUAACGAAGAUGUCCAAGAAAUGAUGAACGAAGUUGAUCAUGGAAAUGAACAAGGCACUAUUGAUUUUGAUGAGUUUCUCAGUAUCAUGUCCAAAAGAAUGAAAGAUAGCGUGAGCGACGAGCUAAAAGAAGCUUUUAAAGUAUUUGAUCGAGAUCAAGAUGGCUAUAUUUCACCAGAUGAGUUAAGAAACGUGAUGAUAAAUUUGGGGGAGCGAUUAAAAGAUGAAGAGUUGGAACAGAUGAUACGAGAAGCUGAUCUUGAUGGUGAUGGUGUUAUUAGCUACGAGGAAUUCGUUAGGGUUAUGAUGAAUUCUUCAUGAAGAAGAUAAACAACAACAAUUUUACUUUGUGCUUUGUGCUUUUCAUAAUAAGACUAAAUUAACUUAAUCUCGUAAACCAUGCAUUCAAACGAGAUAAUUUUUUAUUUUCUUUCUUAUUUUAUAUUCUCACUUUCCGAUAUUAAGUUACCUUUUUUCGUUUUUUUUUUUAUUUUAAUUUGUACUUUCACAUGUUGUAAAAAGAAAAACAAGGGAACGAAGAAGGUUUUUGUGGGAUCCUAAUCUUUUCUCGUUAUUUUCGUACGGAUUGAAUAUGACAUGGAAAAAACGGA